Messenger RNA from Durio zibethinus, 3153 nucleotides. Lineage: Eukaryota; Viridiplantae; Streptophyta; Magnoliopsida; Malvales; Malvaceae. The record is from RefSeq and is a predicted model, not a curated record.
CAAGUUGAUCCAUCAACAAUUGUUUCUGUUUGUUACUGUAAUGGAUUAGAUCAAGUCUUUGAUUUCCCCAAAGAAAUGGGUGAGCUUGAGGUUCAAUUGGUCACAAGGAUUUCCAGCACAACUUAUCAAUAUUUGUGGAUACUUGAAGCUCUUUGUUCAUUUGAAACAAGAAUUUUCAAUUUCCAAGUUGAUCCAUCAACAAUUUUUCUCUUCUACUUCACAAUUGACUCCCAAAGUAAUUAAGAUACUCAAAGAAUGGCAUGUGAAUUUAUUGCCUCUGGUGCUGCCAAUGCUGUAGGAAACAUCACAACAGAAUAUGCAUCACCUUAUGUUAGUUACUUUUUCCAAUUUGGGAAAAUUGUUGAAGAAUUCAAGAAUCGGAGAAAAGAACUUGAAUUGAAAAGUGAUCGGGUAAAAAAUGAUGUCGAAGAGGCUAUAAGGCAAAAUGAGGUAAUUGAGAAGGAUGUCCAAGACUGGCGAAAAAGGGCAGAGAAAGAACUGGAAGAAACCCAGUGUUUGGAAGCUCAAAUAGAACGUAUGAAGUGUUUCAAUUGGUGUCCAAGUUGGGGUUGGCGAUAUUGCUUAAGUAAGAAAGUGGCAAAGAAGACGAUCUCUAUCGAUAAACUUCUUGUGAGUUGUAACUUUCCACGGGUGGGCCACCGUGCUCCUCUAGAAGGAAUAGAAUUCUUCCCCUCUAAAAAUUUCAUGCCUAAUGAGUCUCCAAAGUUUACUUUCAAUGAGAUCAUCAAGGCUCUAAAUACUGAUGGUGUGAACAUGAUUGGAUUGUAUGGAAUGCCAGGGGUGGGCAAAACAACUUUGGCAAAAGAAGUUGGGAAGCAUGCUAAAGAGCAGAAGCUCUUUGACAAAGUUGUGAUGGCUACAAUGUCCCAAACUCCAAACAGACAAAUUCAAGAUAAAAUAGCAGAAUUAUUAAGUUUGAAAUUUAAAGCAAGCACGCCAGAAGGAAAAGCAGAAGAGUUACAUCAGAGAUUGCUAGGCGUGGAGAAGAUCCUCGUAAUUAUCGAUGAUGUUUGGAAUGAAUUUAAGUUGCUGACUGUAGGUAUUCCUUUCGGUGUUGAACACGGAGGUUGCAAAAUGCUUCUGACCACACGUCUUCAACAAGUCUGUGUUCGUAUGAAUUGUCAACAGAAAUUUCAACUUGACAUCUUAUCCAAAGAUGAAGCAUGGGCUUUGUUCAAAGAUACUGCUGGUCUAAAAGAUGUUUCUUCGAGAUUGAAUGAUGUAGCCAAGGAGGUUGCUCGUGAAUGCAAGGGUUUGCCUCUUGCAAUUGUAACAAUCGGAAAAGCUUUAAAAGGUGCAAGUCUAGAUGGGUGGAAAGCAGCAAAUAAGCGACUCAAGGACUCAAGACAUUUAGACAAUGAAGAGGUUUCUCAAGGUAUCUACAACUGCCUUAAACUGAGUUAUGAUUAUUUGACGGGAGAUAAUAUUCGAACAUGUUUAUUGCUGUGUUCCCUUUUUCCAGAAGAUUGGCUUAUUAAGAUUGAGGAGUUGGUUAUGUUUGCAAUUGGUUAUGGAUUAUUUUCUCAUAUUUCCUCAAUUGAAGACGUGCGGAUAGAAAUUCGUGAAGCACUAGCAAACCUCCACGAGUCUGGUUUGUUAUUGAGAACUGGUUAUGAAAGAUACGUAAGCAUGCAUGACGUAGUUCGUGAUUUUGCUCAUUGGAUAGCAUCUACAGAGGAAAAUAUAUUCAUGGUAAAAGAGGGGUUGAUGGAAUUGCCUACAAGUGAAAGUUGUGGAUCUCAUACAGCAAUCUCCCUUUGGAACAGCAACAUAAAUUUUUUUCCUGAAAAAUUAGAAUUUCCAGAACUCAAAAUUUUGAUUUUUACAGGAAAGACUUUAGUGAAAGUUCCGAUUGCAUUUGUUGAAGGAAUGAAAGCCCUCCGAGUUUUGCAUCUCGAAAAUGUCAUUUUCUCACUAGAAGUACUUAAUUUGGUAACAAAUCUUCGAACUCUGUGCCUUGUAAAUUGCGAGUUGGAGAACAUCUCAUCAGUGGGAAAUUUGAAAAACCUUGAGAUUCUUGCAUUUUCUGGUACUAAUAUUUAUGAGUUACCUGAAGAAUUAGUGGCAUUGCGUGGCCUAAAAUCGCUACAUUUUUUUGACUCUGGAAGAGAACAGAUCAAUUUUCCCCCUAAUUUACUAUCAAGGUUGACAUCACUCCAAGAACUAUACGUGAUAUGUAAAAACAAUGUUGACUUAUCGGAGCUGAAUUCAUUGUCUCGUUUGACUGUGCUGUCACUGAGGGUUUCUACUGCUCAAUGUUUUCCAGAAAACUUUGUGUUCCCUAAACUACAAAGCUACAUUAUAGUUGUAGAUAAAGAUGUUGAAUUUAUGCAGGGGCCAAGCUUUAGAACCUUGGAAAUUAUUGACUCAACUUCAUUAAGUGCAUACAACGAGUUGUUCUGCAAUGUGGAAAAGUUGGCUCUGGAGAAUGUCAUGGGACACAAAAAUAUUGUCCCAAACGUAGAUCCUGAGGGUCUAAAUGCAAGCCUCCAAAGUCUAAAGAAUGCAACCAUUCGGAAGUGCAGUGAAUUGAAAUCCAUCUUCCCGCCUUGCCUUGCUCAAAGUUUGUUGCAUCUACAAGAACUUGAAAUAUCUGAGUGCGAUAGAUUAGAACAAGUCUUUGAUUUUCCCCAAGAAGUGGGAGAGCUUGAGGUACGACCACUCUCUAAUUUAACUUCUUUGAAGCUAAACUCAUUACCAGAACUAAAGUGGAUAUGGAAAGGGCCAACCCAUCUUGUUAACCUCCAAAGUCUUAAGACUAUGAUGAUAUGGGGGUGUGGGCAACUGGCAUAUCUCUUUUCGACUCCCCUUGCUCAAAGUUUGGUGCAUCUGGAAGUACUCGUAAUAAGCCAUUGCAACUCUUUGGAACAUGUAAUCUUUGAUGAAGCAGAAAAUGAGAUCUUCAAUAUGACAAAGGAUAAGGAUGGACGUCCACCGCAAGACAUUGUGCUACAGAGAUUGCAAAUUUUAAGACUUUCAAGUUUAGAGAAGUUGAGUAGUUUUUGUCCAGAAAAUUUUGUCAUGUCAUUAUCUUUGAAGGCGUUCGAAGUUUGCAAUUGUCCCCAAUUAACAGAGUUCAAGACGUUGCAGGCCCAUUUAAAGGUUCUAGUUAUACUCAACUUGAUUGUUUAA